Messenger RNA from Didymosphaeria variabile, 2805 nucleotides. RefSeq names its product UV-damaged DNA-binding protein rad7 (gene RAD7). The transcript has 7 exons. Bases 1 to 2805 code for a protein of 934 amino acids. Gene Ontology annotation, biological process: SCF-dependent proteasomal ubiquitin-dependent protein catabolic process. The record is from RefSeq and is a predicted model, not a curated record. Gene Ontology annotation, cellular component: SCF ubiquitin ligase complex. Lineage: Eukaryota; Fungi; Ascomycota; Dothideomycetes; Pleosporales; Didymosphaeriaceae.
AUGCGUCGCAACCAAGUCUACGACCCGGCUGUGAUGAGGAUGCUCAAGUGCGAUCGCUGCAACAAGUACAAGGGCCAGAAAGCAUUCUCCAACAAGCAACUUACCGACGCGCGCUACGCGGUCAAGAACCAAGGUCAGUCCGCCCACUACAAGAUCAAAUGCAUGCCAUGCACCGGAGGGCAGCCUGUGGAGCUUGAGUGCAGCGUCUGCGGUCUGACCAAGGGGCUGGAAGCGUUCGCCAAGUCACAGCGGAGCAAGGACAACAAAGAGUGCUUCAAAUGCACCGAAAAGCGAUUGGACGUCGACCCCGUCAACGAGGACGCGUACGAGGAUGAGAAUCGUAGUCGCACCUUCGAUGAUAGCUCGGAAUUCGUACCCACCUCGGUUUUCGACGUCUCUUCCCAGUCUGAUACAUCCUCCGAAUGGGUCGAGACCGAGAAUGAUGUGGGUGGCGGGGUCGGGCUCUCCGAGGGUUUCGCACGUACCAUGUCCAUUUCGAAUUCUUCUCAGGCCAACACCCUUAUCGAGACUGAAUUCGAGCGCGGUAGCCAGAUAUCUCAUGAUGAAGGCUGGCGUACGGUCGGGCAGCGGUCCUGGCACACACCAUCGGGUCACUCUCAGACUACAUCAAUCACCUCCAAUACUGGUUCCCGUGGUUUCAAUCCUAACGGCUACGGCAACCCUACGGCGCCCCGCUCCGUGGCUGGCUCCCAGCGUUCGUUCAACUCCAGUGUUGUCGAGCAGUCCGAUGUUAUCUCCAUGAGCGCCAAUGGCAACUUCGCGAAGAUCAAGGCCUAUAUGGUUCCGAAGGAAGAGUGGUCCUCCGAUGAGGAGGAUUCUGACCCCGAUUCAAAGGCGAGUGACGACGAUGAUAGUGACGAUGACUUGUCUCAACGACGAGGAAGGGGUGGCGCCGGCGGAAGGGGGGUUGGCAUUCGUGGCCCUCAUUCAGCGCUGACGGAUUUUCUAGCAGCAAACAACAUCUCCGCGCAAGAGAUUCGCGAUUCAUACCGUCAACGACAACAGCAAGCCGAGGCCGAUGUCGAUCAAAAUGGAGAAGAUGAAGAUAACGACGAGGGACCUUCAAACGCGGAGGAAGACCUGCAGGCAGAGUCUUCUGCAAUGGCAGCCGAGCGAACCCGCAAGCGCAAGCGCGACCAAGAAGAGGCCAUUGCGAAGAUAAAGAAGGGCAAGGCUGCAAAGAGCGCUAAAAAGAAGAAAAAGAAGGAUUCAGACGAUGAUUCGGACUUUGACGACGUCAUGGACAUGUACAAGAAGGCAAAGCCACUGCCUGGCCAGCUGGAGAACUGCGAGUUGUGCAGCAAGCGGUUCACGGUCACACCGUACAGCAAGGCUGGCCCAGAUGGCGGUCUUCUGUGCUCAAAGUGUGGAAAGGAGAUGGCGAAAGAAGCUAAAGCUACCGUAAAGGCGAGCAAGCCGACUGUGCGCAAGGGCCGAAGGAAGAUCGAGAGCAAUCGCUUGGACGGCCUGGCUUUCCGUGGAGCGAAGACCUUGCAACAGAUUUGUAUCAAUACAUUGGCAAAGCACGCCGAUGAUAUUGAUGAGUUUGGCGACAUGCCUGAGCCGAUCCUGAACAAACUGAGCGAGAUCUUCUCGAAGAAGCGUGCGAUGAAGCCGAAUACGUUCAAAUUGUUUCUGCAACCUGACCUGGACGUUGUGGCUAUCCACGAGGCAGCGUACCUGGAGACGGAAGACUAUGAUCAAAUCUUCGCGGUCGUUCCGCAUGUGAAGAAGCUGUCUCUGCGCAACUGCUGCCAGUUCAAGGACAGCAACGUGGACUACAUGAUCGAAAAGGCUAAGCACCUUGCCCACAUCCAACUCCUUGGCGCGAACCUUGUGUCUAACGACAAGUGGAUGGAUCUCUUCAUUGCCCGUGGUCACGAUCUUAGAUCGCUAAAGCUCGAAUGGCUCGAUGCUGCAUUCGAUGAUCAAGCAGUUGAAGCCCUCACAACUUUCUGCCCGAACAUCGAGCGCCUUAAGCUAGAGCGGUGCAAGCAGAUCGGACCUGACAGCAUCGACGCCAUUGCACGUCUCGAGAAGCUACAGCACCUCACGCUUUGCUAUCAGAAGGACAUUCCACGCGAUCGCGUUGUCAAUCUCAUCGCAAGUGUGGGUUCCAACCUCCGAACUCUUUGCCUUGAGCACUUCGUCGAUGCCGAGAACGACAACGGACCCACCGACGACGUCCUCGGCGUUGUUCACAACACCUGCAUGCACCUUGAGAAACUUCGUUUCAGCGAGAAUAACGAGUGCUCCGAUGCCGGCUACGUGAACCUCUUCGCAGAGUGGUCCAAUCCCCCACUCCGGUACAUCGACGUCAAUAGCACUCGCGACAUCGACAAUGCAAACCCUGACGGUCCGGAGGAUCCUGUUGGUCUCUCAUCUGCAGGUUUCCACGCACUGAUGCAGCACUCAGGUUCUAAGCUCGAGUAUCUCGACAUCUCCUCGUGUCGGCAUAUCAGCCACGAGACGUUCGCGCACAUGUUCUCGUCCGAGAAAACAUGGCCGUGCCUACGGGAGAUCAACCUCAGCUUCUGCCCUGUCGUCGAUACGCAGGUUGUUGCGGGUAUCUUUAGGAGCUGCCCGCAGAUUAAGAAAGUUGUAACGUUCGGGUGCUUCGAGGUGCAGGACGUGGUUGUACCGCGAGACAUUGUACUUAUUGGCGCCCCAAGGGCACAGGAUGCGAUUGAACAGUUCGGCCAGGUGGUGAUGGACUUCCAGAAGGAGUUCAAUGGCGUGGAGAAACCGCUGGAGAUGAAUCGUAUCGUUCCCGUCAUGUCUUGA